AUGGUGACUCUACCUGACCUUUGGCUGAAACCACCUGAAUUUGGGGUGGAGGAGGAGCUUCAGGAGCAGGAGUUCCUGGAUCGCUGCUUCCAGGAGAUGCUGGACGAAGAAGACCAGGACUGGUUCAUUCCAUCCCGCGACCUGCCUCACGGCAUCGGGCAGCUCCAGCAGCAGCUGAACGGACUCUCGGUCAGCGAGAACACCCACAGCCACAUCACGGAAGACAUUUUGAGCAAAAGCACCUUAAACCCGGACGCCAAGGAGUUCGUCCCUGGGGUGAAGUACUGAGCCCUCCGGUCUCCUUCCUAAAGACUUUUUUUCUGCUGUGGGUGGGUGGGGGGAUG
This is a messenger RNA of Thamnophis sirtalis, 344 nucleotides long. NCBI's taxonomy places the organism in Eukaryota, Metazoa, Chordata, Lepidosauria, Squamata, Natricidae. The record is from RefSeq and is a predicted model, not a curated record.